CCGAGCCUCGCCUACGGCCUCUCCCUCCGCCUCCUCCCCGCCCCGAGCCCCAGUCCGCCCGUCCUUCCUUCCCCUCCCGUGCAUGAUGGAAACACCAUGGCUGCGGCAGCCCAGCUCUCCCUGACACAGGUCAGAGGAGCUGUCUCAGGACCCCCAAAGAAAAAGUUAUCAAGUGGGAAUCCUGUAUAUGAAAAAUACUAUAGACAGGUUGAUACAGGCAAUACUGGAAGGGUGUUGGCUUCAGAUGCUGCUGCUUUUCUGAAAAAGUCAGGGCUUCCAGACUUGAUACUUGGAAAGAUUUGGGAUUUAGCUGACACAGAUGGCAAAGGCAUCCUGAACAAACAAGAAUUCUUUGUGGCUUUGCGUCUUGUAGCAUGUGCCCAGAAUGGAUUGGAGGUUUCACUGAAUAGCUUGAACUUGGCUGUUCCUCCACCAAGAUUUGUAAGAAAUGAUUUUAGAUGUAAAUUGUAUCUAAUUAUUAAAAAGUGCGAUCACCAGCUUCAGGUUUGGGAAUUGAGUGAUAUUGACCAUGAUGGAAAGCUUGACAGAGAUGAGUUUGCAGUUGCCAUGUUUUUGGUAUAUUCUGCAUUGGAGAAGGAACCUGUGCCAAUGGCCUUGCCUCCAGCCUUGGUGCCACCUUCUAAGAGAAAAACGUGGGUUGUAUCCCCUGCAGAAAAAGCUAAGUAUGAUGAAAUCUUCCUGAAAACUGAUAAAGAUAUGGAUGGAUUUGUAUCAGGAUUGGAGGCCCGUGAAAUUUUCCUGAAAACAGGCUUACCGUCUACCUUACUGGCCCAUAUUUGGGCAUUAUGUGACACAAAGAACUGUGGGAAACUUUCAAAGGAUCAGUUUGCCUUGGCUUUCUACUUAAUCAAUCAAAAGUUAGUAAAGGGCAUUGAUCCUCCUCAYAUUCUUAAUCCUGAGAUGAUUCCACCAUCAGACAGGACCAGUUUGCAAAAGAACAUCAUAGGAUCAAGUCCUAUUGCCGAUUUCUCUGCUAUUAAGGAGCUAGAUACACUUAACAAUGAAAUAGUUGACCUGCAGAGGGAAAAGAAUAAUGUGGAACAGGACCUUAAGGAAAAAGAAGAUACUAUUAAACAGAGGACAAGUGAGGUUCAGGAUCUUCAAGAUGAAGUUCAAAGGGAAAAUGUUAAUCUACAAAAACUACAGGCUCAAAAGCAGCAAGUACAGGAACUCCUUGAUGAACUGGAUGAGCAGAAAGCACAGUUGGAGGAGCAACUCAAGGAAGUCAGAAAGAAAUGUGCUGAGGAGGCCCAGCUGAUCUCUUCUCUAAAAGCAGAAAUAACUAAUCAGGAAUCACAGAUCUCCACUUAUGAAGAAGAAUUGGCCAAAGCUAGAGAAGAGCUAAGUCGCCUGCAACAAGAAACAGCAGAAUUGGAGGAGAGUGUGGAGUCAGGGAAGGCUCAGCUGGAACCUCUUCAACAGCACCUACAAGAUUCACAGCAGGAGAUCAGUUCAAUGCAAAUGAGACUCAUGGAAAUGAAAGAGCUGGAGAAUCAUAAUAAUCAGUCAAAUUGGUGCAGUAGUCCACACAGCAUUCUUGUAAAUGGUGCUACAGGUUAUUGCAGCCUCAGUACGAGCAGCAGUGAAACAGCCAACCUUAAUGAACAGGUUGAAGGCCAGAACAACCUGGAGUCCGAGCCCAUACAUCCGGAGUCUCCAGCAAGAAGUAGUCCUGAAAUAUCACCUGAUGUGAUUGAUGAAAAUGAAGUGGUAACUGCAUCUGUUAAUGAGAAAGUUUGUCCUGAAUUUGACAAUGACAAACAUGCAAAAGAGGAAGAUCCAUUUAAAUCAGAAUCAAGUUCACUGACAGGUCCAGUUGCAGAUACAAACUUGGAUUUUUUCCAAUCUGAUCCUUUUGUUGGCAGUGAUCCUUUCAAGGAUGAUCCUUUUGGGAAAAUUGAUCCAUUUGGUGGUGAUCCUUUCAAAGGUUCAGAUCCAUUUGCAUCUGACUCUUUCUUCAAGCAAUCUUCUACUGAUCCUUUUGCCACUUUAAGUAAUGACCCUUUUAGUGCAUCCAGCCAGAGCAAUAAUACAUCAGUAGAAACAUUGAAGCACAAUGAUCCUUUUGCUCCUGGUGGGACAAUUGUUAUUGCAGCAAAUGAUUCAGCCACAGACCCCUUUGCUUCUGUUUUUGGAAAUGAAUCAUUUGAAGAUGGAUUUGCUGACUUCAGCACAUUGUCAAAGGCGAACAAUGAAGAUCCUUUUAAUUCAGCCACAUCAAGCUCUGUCAACAAUGUGGUCACUCCAAAAAAUGUGUUCGAUGAAACAUCCAUCAAGAGUGAAGAUGUACCCCCAGCACUGCCACCUAAGACGGGAACUCCAACAAGACCCUGCCCACCACCACCUGGGAAAAGACCCAUCAACAAAUUGGAUUCUUCUGAUCCCUUUAAAGUGAAUGAUCCAUUUCAGCCUUUCCCAGGCAAUGAUAGCCCCAAAGAAAAAGAUCCUGAUAUGUAUUGUGAUCCAUUCACUUCUUCUUCUACUUCCACUACCAAUAAAGAGGCUGACCCAAGCAAUUUUGCUAACUUCAGUGCUUUUCUCCCAUGCCCAAUGAUGUUCGAGGUCCUCUCUGGUUCUGGAUGGGAGUGUGCUGCUCUGGGACCCCACUCCCGGGGUACCGACGCCCUCACCAAGCAGGGAGGUGCCGGCCAGGUCUGGGAGGAGCUGCCGGGCCCGCCCCGCGCGCCGGGUCCUGGAGCUGCCGCUGGAGCCGCGGCUGCUGUCGCCCACACCGCCACCUGGAGGGGCCGCCCGCGCCCUCCUCAGAGCCUGGCCCGCGCCCAUGGCCUUUCUGACCGCCUGGAGGGGGCCGGCUUCCGGGAAAAGAGACCGCAGGUACCGGGCGGGGGCGGGGACUCGGUGGGAGGCGCAGAGGGGACCGACAGGCCGCUAGGGGACACCGCCGACGGGAGGGACAGCCGAGGGGGCACAGAGGGAGACGACAGCGCACAGGCUGCUGGGCACGGGGUUAAUGGCCACAAGGGCAGCCYCGCACCUCCCCCAGCUCCAGGUGCUCCCAGCUCCAGCACAGCAGGACUGGGUCUGGGGCCUAGGGAUUCAGUCUCACCUGACUCCUGCUGCCAGUGCCACAACCUGUAG
Molecule: messenger RNA, 3120 nt
Organism: Urocitellus parryii (Arctic ground squirrel)
Lineage: Eukaryota; Metazoa; Chordata; Mammalia; Rodentia; Sciuridae
Source: RefSeq, a predicted model, not a curated record